AAACAUUGAUUACUGUUUCAACACAUUUCCAAUGCAGAUGUUAUUUAAGUAAAAAUGCUAAAACAACUUAAAAAAGUAGGUUUGUCCCAGUGGAAAAACAAACAGUUGAUAACAAUCACACACCGAUUGUUAACGAGUCAAAGUAACAAUGAAGAUUAUGAUGUCAUAAUAGCUGGGGGUGGGUUAGUGGGAGGGGCAAUGGCUUGUGCGUUGGGAAAAAGUCGUUAUUUGGAGAAAAAGAAGAUUUUGAUGCUUGAAGGUCGUUCAAAGAUGAAAGAGAUUGAUUUAAAGAAUCCUCCUUCAAACUAUGAUUGCAGAGUUUGUGCGAUAUCUCCUGGAAAUGUGGAGUUUCUUAAAGACAUCAAUUCAUGGGAUAAUGUUUCAAGGAAAUGCUCAGUGAAUAGAAUGCAGAUUUGGGAUGCAUGUUCUGACGUGGUGACACAUUUCAACAAGCACAAUAUGUCAGAAUCUCUUUGUUGGAUUGUUGAAAACAAUCUUCUACAAGCAAGUCUCAACCAAACCAUUGAUAACGAACUUUCAAACAACGUUUCAGUGAAAUACAAUUCUACUUUAACCGAUUGUUUCAUCCCGAAUAACUAUGCACGUAGUGAUACACGAACACCAUUACCACCAGCAACUGUUACUUUAUCAGAUGGGACCGUUCUUCGAACCAAAUUAUUGAUUGCAGCCGACGGUGAUAAUUCAUUCAUAUCUCGAUGUUUGAACAUGAACAAGUUGAAAUGGAAUUACAAUCAACACGCUGUGGUGGCAACAUUAAACUUUCACGAACCUUGUGAUAAUUUUGUUGCCUGGCAGCGAUUUUUACCAAGUGGACCAAUAGCAUUGCUUCCAUUAAGUAAUACGAGCAGCUCAUUGGUGUGGAGCACAUCACGUGAUCAUGCAGAAGAACUCAAGAAUAUUUCAACUGAAGAUUUUGUGAAUCAGAUAAACAAUGCCUUCUGGAAAGAAUAUCCUCGAGAUAAAUCAGUUGAAAUGUUACAAGAGAUGACGCAAACCUGUCUUAACUUGUUCACCUCUGAUGAAAGUUCAAUCUCCAGCCUUCAAUAUCCACCAAGUAUAUCAGGUGUACAAGGAGGUGUCUUCAGUUUUCCACUUGGUUUUUCACAUUCAGAUGAAUAUGUUAGACCAAGACUUGCUUUUAUUGGAGAUGCAAUUCACAGAAUCCACCCACUAGCAGGGCAAGGUUUGAACCUCGGUAUGCGGGAUGUUAAGUCGUUACUUGAUGUUGUUGAAACUUCAUUAUAUAAUGGAAUGGAUAUUGGUUCCCUUGAAAGUUUACUAAGAUACGAAAGUGACAGACAGCGAGGCAAUCUCCCCAUGUUAACUGCUGUGGAUGGGAUUAAGAAGCUUUAUUCAACCGACAAACUUCCUGCAGUUGUUCUACGAACAGUUGGUUCCAUCAUAUUCAACAGACUCGAGCCGAUUAAGGAACGAUUUAUUAAAGAAGCUGUCAUAUAAAUACGUCAUAUCAAGACGCAUCAUGCUGUUAUAUUGCUAAAUGGACGAUUCUUUGUUGUUUAUGUGCGCUAAUACAAAUACGACCCAAUUCG
Messenger RNA from Ciona intestinalis (vase tunicate), 1571 nucleotides. Lineage: Eukaryota; Metazoa; Chordata; Ascidiacea; Phlebobranchia; Cionidae. The record is from RefSeq and is a predicted model, not a curated record.